GGAAAAACGAGUAUUACAUUUUAACCUCCACCUUUCUUGGAUGCAUCAUCAUAAGAUAGACUUCAAAGCCUUACCUUAAUAAUUGCGAAAAUUCUUCUCAAUUGGUGGCUCCAUUCCCAAAUUGCUCCCUUCUUCAAAUUCAAGACACCCCGAAUAACUGAGAGACUCGCCGGCGGUUACCGUUCCCAUCACCGCAGGUUAUUCUCUCCCUGGCCAUUUUUGGGUUGUGAUCUCAUCUGAAAGGAACUUGAGCAGCUGUUGAUCAUCUCGGUCAUUCGAUGGACAAAAUUUUUAUUUCAUGCCGUAGCUGAUAAUUUUUUAUAAGAGCUCUAUUCAUCUUCAGCUCAGUCAGGAGUUAUUUGUCAUUUAAUUAUCAUCCUGAAACAUUGAGCUGGAACAUUUAAGUGUGCCUGUAAGAGUGGCAAACAGAAGAUUUGCUUCUGCAGUAGUGUCACUUUUCAAACAACCUGAUUGCUCAUGGAAGAGCAGAAAGUACUGGAGACAUCCUCAAACAGUAUCACAUGCCAAACCUUACCUUCUUUUCUAUCCUCCUUCGUAGACACCUUUGUUGAUUUCUCUGUUAGCGGUGGCCUUUUCCUCUUACCCCCUAGCCCGACCCUAGGUCAAAUCUCUCCCCCUAGUUACAAUGAAACAAACUCCAGAGUCUUGACUCCAUUGCAGACAGUAUAUCCAUCACCUGCACGGCUAAUUGCUAUUGGUGAUCUCCAUGGUGACCUUUCCAAAACCAAGCAAGCCCUCCGCCUUGCCGGCCUCAUUGACUCUGAGGGUCACUGGAGUGGGGGCUCCACUACUGUAGUCCAGGUAGGGGACAUCUUGGACCGAGGAGGUGAUGAACUGAAGAUAAUGUACUUGUUUGAAAAGUUGAAAAGAGAAGCUACAAAGUCUGGGGGAGCUAUUUUAACUAUGAAUGGGAAUCAUGAAAUCAUGAAUGUGGACGGAGACUUCCGGUUUGUAAGUCGAGGGGGCCUGGAGGAGUUCAAGGAUUGGGCAAUGUGGUAUUCAGUUGGAAAUGAUAUGAAAAAGUUGUGUAGUGGAUUUGACGGACUCAUAAAGGACCCUUUUGAUGGAAUACCGACUGAGUGCUCUUACAUUAAGCCUGAGAUUUUCAGCGGUAUUAGAGCCCGUAUUGCUGCAUUACAGCCGAAUGGACCAAUUGCAGAGAGAUUUUUGUCCAGAAACCAAACUGUUUUGGUCGUGGGAGAUUCGCUGUUUGUACACGGCGGCCUUCUACCUAGCCAUGUUGAAUAUGGUUUGGAGAAGGUGAAUGAGCAUGUGAGAGAUUGGAUCCUUGGAAUAAAGAAGAAGAUUAGGAAUGAAUUGAUCCGGGGCAGGCAUUCCAUUGUCUGGACGAGGAAGUUCUCGAACGAGUCGGCUAAAGAUUGCGAUUGUUCGACUCUUGAACACGUUCUGAACACUAUCCCUGGGGUAAAAAGAAUGAUCAUGGGACAUACUAUCCAAGAGAGUGGUAUCAAUGGUGUCUGUAAUAACACUGCAAUUCGGAUUGAUGUUGGGAUGUCAAAAGGAUGUGGGAAUGGAUUGGCUGAAGUGUUGGAAAUCAGUGAGAAUUCUCAGGUAAAAAUCUUGACUUCAAAUCCUCUGUAUCAGAAGAAAAGUGAUUCUUUGGUUGCUGCUGAGAAAGGUGGUCAUGAUUUUUUCAUCCCUAAACAAGGGCAAAAACAAGUAGAAGUGAAUGCUUGAUGGUUCUGACUUGGUGCCUCUAAGCCUUUGAAUCGAAGUCAGGUCCAUAUUGCCAUGUAUUUGGUGUGUGAAACUUGGUCGCCCACAUGGUAAUUUUUAGCUGUUAUAUACCUAUUAGGAUCAAUUCAGAAUAGUUGUGAAAUCAAUUAUCAUAGACAUUAUUAUUGGAAGUCAUUGUCUCUUUGAAUUCCUGGCCUUAUUUUGUCUGCUAGGAAAUGUGGAGACCAGAUUUAUACGUCAUCAAUGGCUGAAUAUCAUCAUAGGGUCCAAGCUCAUGGAGAUUAUUCUUUGAUGAAUCAUAUUCAUUCCAAAGAAGUAUCAAUCUCUGCAUCUAACCAUAUUGUUGGUUUGCGAUAUUAUACUAUUAUUAUUAUUUUCUAGGUUUGGCUUGACUAUGUUAUUAAUGACCAGUUAGCAAUGAUUAAGUGAUGAUUAUGUCAAAAAGAUAGUUAACGAGGACAAAGAAAAGUUACUGGGUGAAACAAAAUCCAAUGGCUUGUACGAUCCAAUUCUCACCGUUGUUUACCAAGCUUUUGAGUGAGGAAAGAUCACAUGCCUCCUUGGCCUAAACAAAGAAGCCGACAAGCUUUUCUGAUUUAUGAUCAUCACUGUGUAGAAAUCCUUAAUAGAGAGAACAUAUACAAGUCACGUGAUUAUAUGCAUAUGAUCACAGACUCAAGGAAUAGAAGCUGCCUUGUUGCGCCCCAAAAACUACUAUGUUAUUCGAUCAUUCAUGUAUGUUAUUGAUCUUUUUGUCCUAAAAUGAUCGAUAUGUCUGGGUUUUUACGACUACGUUAAAUCCAAACUGAACAAUGCAUGUAUGCAACAACAAUAACAAAUUCUUAUUUUCCUGUACGUAUGAAUUCAGCCAUCAUCAUCAUGUUCCUCA
Molecule: messenger RNA, 2608 nt
Organism: Oldenlandia corymbosa var. corymbosa
Lineage: Eukaryota; Viridiplantae; Streptophyta; Magnoliopsida; Gentianales; Rubiaceae
Source: the annotation of a GenBank genome assembly